Messenger RNA from Pocillopora damicornis (cauliflower coral), 1366 nucleotides. RefSeq lists its product as uncharacterized. The record is from RefSeq and is a predicted model, not a curated record. Gene Ontology annotation, biological process: maturation of 5.8S rRNA; maturation of LSU-rRNA. Gene Ontology annotation, cellular component: preribosome, large subunit precursor; Las1 complex. Gene Ontology annotation, molecular function: endonuclease activity. NCBI's taxonomy places the organism in Eukaryota, Metazoa, Cnidaria, Anthozoa, Scleractinia, Pocilloporidae.
AUGGCUUCCUCUGCACGUGUCGUUUGUUGGCAAAACCGUGAGGAAUGGCUCUAUGUUUACAGAACUUUAUACAAUUUCGACGAUCCAGAGGGUCAGAAAAGAGGAAUAGAUCGCGUGGCUGCCUGGAAAAGCCGCAGUAUGGGUAAACUUCCCCUUGCUAUCGAAUGCACAGUAAAUCUCAUUUCAGCUCAUUUGAUAUCCACAUGCAACACUCAUGAUCAAGGCCGGUUGACUCUUGCGAUGGCGAUAGUACGCUUCGUAAAUGGAAUGGUUGAUUUGGAUCAGAAAGGAAAGUUUGCCCGCUCAGUGCAAACAAUUGCAGAGGAAAUAGGUUUACCUAAAUGGCUGGUUGAUAUACGGCACGAGUCCGCACAUCAAAAUUUGCCUUCCUUAGAAACUCUCCGUUGUGGCGUACGAGCAAGCUUGUCAUGGUUGCAGUAUGAAUACUGGGAAGCACAGCUUAAAAUUCACGAUGGGAACAUAAAAAGAUUAAUAGAGCUACUCGAAAAGUACAGGGAACUAACCUUAAGACCUAGUGUCAAGAGUAAAAAGAAGGCGAAGAGCAAGACUGACAACAAACUAACACAACUGUCAAACUCCAUAGCUGACACGGUAUCUAGGAGCAAUCUUUGGUCUCUUUUGCCAAGUCUUCUGUUCCAGAAGGGCAUGUUAGUCCCUUCUUGUGAGCACAUAAGUUUAUCAAGUAUAAAUCAAUCAACUAAAGAUGGCCUCUUUGCAGAUUUAAAGACCUCGGAAGUCAUAGGAGAGAUAUUUAAGAUUUGGAAACCAUUGAUAGAAGCACUUGAUAAAUUGUCUCCAGAAUUUUUAAUGUCUACAAUACAUUAUCUCCUUGUGGGAGACCAGUCUGCCAUCACAGAUAAAGAGAAAGACCUAUCUCCUUAUUUUACUGAAUGGGUGAAACAUUUCCUACUGUUGAUGUCAAAAGAAAAGUGUUGUGAGGUUCCCUUGAUGAACAUUCUAAAAAUUGCCCUGGAAAAUCCAACACAGUCUUAUUUGACAAUUAUUUCCAAAAUAUUGGAAAAAAUGCACUUGAUUGAUUCUAGCUUGAAACAUAAAGUACUGCAUCUUGUUGAAGUUUUUCUUGAGCAACCCCUUUCAGAAUGUUGUUGUGUUAAUGAUAUGGAAGAAUUUCAAGAAUCAAAUCUGGAAGAGUGGAUGGCAAGGAGAAGCAAAAUCUGCACUAAAACUGCACUUCAACAAGAUGAGGGAGCUCCUCAAUGGCAACAAGGCAGUCAGCAGGAUUCAACUUUGUGGCACUUCAUUCCGUUUGGAGAAGUUCUUGGAGCUGAUUUUGAGUUAGAGUUAUCAGUGUGACUUUGAUAGUUUCAUUCAUGACACUUUUAAA